Molecule: messenger RNA, 1107 nt
Organism: Aspergillus alliaceus
Lineage: Eukaryota; Fungi; Ascomycota; Eurotiomycetes; Eurotiales; Aspergillaceae
Product: ATP synthase complex assembly protein ATP12
Exons: 2
Coding region: 1-1107 (368 amino acids)
Biological process (GO): mitochondrial proton-transporting ATP synthase complex assembly
Cellular component (GO): mitochondrion
Source: RefSeq, a predicted model, not a curated record
AUGCCUUUAUUCUCGCGAGCCCCUGCGGCUCUUUCACGGCGAGGAGUCUCGAUCAUCUUGCGACACGACAUUGCUAUAGUGCGCCCUUUUCAUUCUUUCCCACCAAGGGCUGCCAUUGCCCAUCCUGUUACUGCGCAUGGCCCUCCCCCGAAGGCUCCGUCUGCCGCCCCAGAGUUUGGUGAACACACAGGACAGCAAGAUGGCCGCAUAGAAUCAAGUUUGGAUAGCAAGGCGCCACAAAAUCGAACGGCGAAACCUUCGCCACCGAAAAAGCGGUUCUGGAAAAAUGUUGAUGUUAACAUGAAGCCAGAAGGAGAUUACCAAGUUCUGCUAGACACCCGGCCUGUGCGAACCCCUACGAAAGAUGUCCUUUAUAUUCCGCCAACGAAGCCUCACCUUGCACACUUAAUCGCUCUGGAAUGGGACGUCAUGACUUCAGCCCAGCAAGCUCUUAAAAGCCAUAUGAUUCCACUGACUUCUCUCGCUGCGCGCGCGGCGGAGAUUGUUCGAGAGGAUGCGAACGGCGAGACAAUCAUAAGAGAGCAGGUCGUGAAAACCGCAAUGCGCUAUUUAGAGACAGAUACACUGCUCUGUUGGGUGCCAGCGAAGGACGUCUACGGUGUUGAGGAAGUCAACGAGGAUGGUCAGAGGCCGGAGAGCCUCCGGGAGGCCCAGAUCAGAGUUGCAAAAGACAUAAUCUCCUUCUUGAGCACUAAGUUGUGGCCUGGUAUCGAAAUUAAACCUAUACUGGAUACUGAGAGUAUCCUGCCUAUGUCUCAAACGCAGGCUACAAAGGACAUAAUUGAACAAUGGAUUGUCGGUCUGCAAGCGCAUGAUUUAGCUGCUCUUGAGAGAGGCGUUCUUGCUUCAAAAAGUUUACUGGUGGCUGUGAGACUUGUUUCGGAAUGGAGUGAAAAUUUUCGUCACGCACAACGGCCGGACCGAAAGAAAUUCGGCAUCGAAGAGGCAGCUGAAGCAUCUAGCUUGGAAGUCAAGUGGCAGACAGACAUGUGGGGCGAGGUUGAGGACACACAUGAUGUUGACAAAGAGGAUCUGAAACGACAACUUGGCAGUGUCAUUGUCUUGGUGAGCGGAGAGACGAGGUGA